CAAAAUCUUUGUACUAUCAUGGCUAGGAAAAGGGUCUCAUCGGAGAUUGUAUAUUGUAUUAUUUUAGUUGUUCCUCAGCUGUUGGUUACCAAAGAUCAAGACAGUUUGUUUCACUUGCACGAGGAUGUAUGCGUCAUGGAAUCAUCGUUCACGAAAUCGGUUUGUAAAAAUGUGCAUUUAUUUAGUGACUAAAUACGAUCAAUUAAGUCAAAUUAUUAUUUAUUUAAAAAAUCCUAACUGUAGCUAGUAGCUUUCGGUCGAUUCGUCAUAACUGACCAAAUGUGAAAUUGUGACAUAUUGUGACCAACACUCUGAUGUCAUACCGUUGGUUGGAAAGCAUAUAAAUUGACACUUGACGUAAUGAUGUGGACAUCAGUAGUGAAUAUGUGAGUACUAAAUUAAUGUGGAAACGUGUACGAUCGCAAAACAUUUUCAAAAGUAGUUCGGACACCAUUGGUUUUAGGAUAUCAGUGUUAGUAAUUACAAACAAUAAUACCACCCCUCCCCUUUGUUUUUCCAAUCCAUGCACUAUUGUACGCGAAAACAAAAUGCUAACUACAAUUCAACAUUGAAUAUGGGGCGAGGGGUAGCGUUUGAGAAAAUGAUGAGUAUUUCGAGCAUCUGUCCCAACGCAUUUGAAAAUGAUUGUACCUUCCUCCAACAUUCCUCGUCAACGUUUUUUUGAAAAUUAGUAAGAAAACAAUCAAGCUGAUUUGAUGGUAAAGCUACAAAGGCAUGCAGUCACGUGGAAAAAAAAUGACCGUUCAAAUAAACACAACAACCAAAGGACAAAGCGACAUGUAAAAAUCCGUGCAAGCUAUGAGAAAAGCAGAAUCUUUAUUUCUAUCAUAACCUACUAUUUCUCUGUGAAGAAAGAAUGGUAUUUUUAUCUAUCGCAGAUUUGCGUGAUCAUUAAUUACAAUCAAGAGUUCUUCAUCUUCACCAAAGUUGAUGCUCACCCCCCCCCCUGGCUUGCCCUGUGAUCUUACGACGCAUAAUUGCUUUACUUAUUAACGAUGCUAAGCAACUGCGUGAUUACUUCCCCAAACUUACUGUUCUUUUUCUCUCAAUAUUUUCUUUCAAAUUUUUUAGGCCACGCUUUGGGAUUCUGGCACGAACAAUCUCGCUCGGAUCGUGAUUAUUAUAUAUCAAUACAUUGGCAAAAUAUCCAACGCAGUAAGGUUUUAUAAUAUACUAUCACAGACAAUUAAAUGAAUGAUCUGGAAACGCAGGCAAAAGCGCUAAUGUUGCUGACGCCACAUCCUUGAUUCUGCCUGAUACGCUUUAGUUUGCAUGGAACCCUAUAACUUCACUUUAAAUAUAUUUCAGGACUUUGUAUUAAUACAUAUUUGCUGAGUACGGCAAUGUCAAGUAUCAAUUUUCCGUGCGUAACAAAAAUAUACAAAAUUUGCAAAUUUGCAUGGUUAUUUCUAGAACCACUGCAUGAGUAUUUUAAUAAAAUACAAAACAAGUGAAACUCCAAAAAUCGAUAACAUUUUUAUUUAUCUACGUUUCGACUAUAUUUCAGUCAUCAUCAGGAUAAUGUUUUCUGUGUUUAUCCUGAUGAUGACUGAAAUAUAGUCGAAACGUAGAUAAAUAAAAAUGUUAUCGAUUUUUGGAAUUUUACUUGUUUUGUAUUUUGACAUGGUUAUAUUUUUUACAUUUUACAACCAAACUUUUUUAUUUGACUAGCUUUAGGAAUUGGGAUGCUCUUCAAUGCUGUUGUAAUAAAUUUUGGUUUUUGCCUUGCAAAUUUGUCAUGUUUUUGUCCAUUACGCAAUCGGUUCAACCACUUCACUGUUUUGGUUCAAUUUUGGUUUUCUGCACGUCUCAGAAAAUAAAACUUCUGGAAGACAUUUCUAUGGACAUUUAAAAUAUGUCCAAGUGUGUAAAACAGCUGUUGGUAAGUUUGCCUUGGAUUUUGGGUUAGCUCAGGAUUAGGCUUACCAUGCAGCUUUCGAGCAGCUGGCUCCUGUUCUGUGGCGCACAUUAGCUAACAGAAAUAUAUCGCCUACCAAUUACAAUGCAGAUGAGAAAAGACAGUUGUGAAAGAAGCAAUAAUAUGUAAUUUGAAAUGUUAUUUUAUUCUUGAACUCGAUCAUGUAUUUUUCCUAAUAAAUGAUGAUGCAUUAUAAUUUUUUAAUGUUCUUCGUAUUGUGAUGUAUUUUCAUUUUUACGUACCGACACAGACAAACAUGUCUUCAAAUUUGUUUACCUUUUAGAUAUGCAAUAUAAUUUCAACAAAAUGAGCGGUCGAACGGACGACACAUCGCAUGGGUAUGAUUACGGAAGUAUAAUGCACUAUGGGCCUAAGGCAUUCUCAGUUAAUGGAAGGAAUACAAUAACUGCAAAAAAUGGUCAAGCUAUUGGACAAAGACAAGGAUUGAGUGCCGGUGAUGUUCAACAAGCGAAGACAAUGUAUACUGCAUGUCGAGGUAUAUCAACUGGAUGAGGAGGAGGAGACACAGGUAUUGUAAGAUGUAUAUAGUUACAGGGUGCAUGCAUGUAUCCGAAAAAAAAUAAACAAAUAUAUUUAAAAUUAUAAUAGUUCUGUUUGUGGAAACACCACGUAAAUUUAUUACUGCAAGGCUAUAAGUCAUAAGUUAUAGUCAUAAGUUCUCUCGCAAAAUGAGAGAGUCAAUUGAAAUCGAGAAGCACAAUACUAGAUCAUGCAGGAGGGAAAGCCACUAGAUAGUACGUGGCGUGCUCUCUUUAAGGUGGCUCGAUACAGUUUUCAAAAAUUCAGGUGUUUAACACUUUGACAAUUUCAAACUACGCAUUUUUAGGAUUUAUUCAGCAGAUAUUGGGUUUUUUAUUUGUUUUGAUAACUCUACUUUCAAAUUAUAUUCGUUUUAGUAACAGAUAGUUCGUUGCUAUGACGACAUACGUGUACGAAAUUCACUCCAAAAUGGCCUAUCUUCUCGUAUAGUUGGAAAAAUAGCAUGGUGACCCCCAAUUUUUUUUCGUGCAUUAUUUUACUUGGACGAAAAGCUAACAAUUAGCAUGCCAUUUUUUUGGAAAAUGCGAAAAUGUCAUAUUCUUCGGUAACAUUUUUUUGGCAUUACAGAAUUGUUUUAUUUUUUGUAUAAUGAAAGUUUUUAGCGGUGCAAUACAGCAUGCAAAACUUGAACAUAGGUCACCAGACAAAAUAAGGAGAUAUAUCGCAUUGCUUUUCUAAAAUGGAAAAUUCUAAUGAUGUCAGCAAUUGACAUAAAACGCAAAAAGUUGAUCUCGCGAUAUUUUGCACUGAAUGGAAAUCGGCCUGAAUGUUUCUAAGGCAUGCAACAUGUACGCACUGCGUACCUAUUUUUAACGUUGUUUCUACUGAAUAAGUUGUCGGUAGCUUUUUUAUUAUCAUUAUCAAACAUGAACUAAACAACAAUAAAUAAAACGAACGAAAUUUCACUUUAAUAUCAUGUUACAAUUUAAUAUACAGUUUGGACGUCGUAUAAAAGAACUUUAAUAGCACUACAGCAGAGUAGAGCCUAGACUUUAAACUGGAGAACUUAAGACCUGACUCCUAGACUUUUACAUCAAAUAAUCACACAUUUUUUUCCAACACAUUGUAAUCUUGCAGCCUUUUUCAUCAGCACAUCUUAUUGUCUAAAACACAAACAUUCGUAGAAACCAUGAGUAAAAAUAUACAAUAUCCAAAUCUAUAUUAUACGCAGUGUUAUUAUAAUUAUAGUAUACAAUAACUAUAACACUCUCGAAGUUUUGGAUCAAAUAAAUUGAGUUUGAAGUUUUUGUUUUAAAAUAUUAGAUUUUCCAAAUUUUUCGGUUAAAACUGCUGACGACAUUUUCACUGCAAAAGAUUUUUGAAAGUGCGAAAGCAAUACAUAUGAUCAGCUUUUGCUCAAUGUUCGAUAAAAGAAACAUCGACCUUCGAUCGAGUACCCCAGAUUACAAGUUAGAUAGUGGGCAAGAAUAAAUCUCAAAUUAUUUUAUUUCAACGAAUAUCGAACAUAAUACUUCUCGCCUAGCAUCCGAAGAAGAACUACGGUGUUGGCAGAAUUUUAACCUAUAAAGCGCCAAUCAUAUUCUCAAAUAACUAGUUUCGUGCUGCACAGAACUAUGUAAUAAAUAUGCUCUGAAAACAUAUUAAAAAUGCUUCAAUACCUAUGAAACUUUAGCAAUACAUCGACAGAACUAAUGCAAAUGACAGCCGGUCAAAACACUUCGCAUUGUGUACAUCAUUCAAAAUAUGUGACCGGCAAAAGUGGGAAAAACAGGGCCUGAAAAAGGGUCUUAGGGUCUGUUUCAGCCACGAUAUCUUCUAAGAAUCAACUUCGAUUUUUAUGAAAGACACAAGUUAAUACACAUAAAACAAUGAACUCUAACAUACCUUAGUUCGUAGGUGUUGGCAGUUGAUUCACACAAGAUAUCCUCAUUUGAAAUUUUAAUUAGUCUCCAUGGAAGUCAUAAAAAGGCACGGACAUUAUAGACCUUAAAUUCUUAUGUACAAGCUAUUUUACCAUUACAGAACACAGACCCAUUUUGCCAUUUAAACCAUUCUAACACCAAAAAGAUUGAGAAAAAUGGCCAGACGAACUGAACAACUCAAAAUCGCGGGUUUUUUCAAUUUCCUUCAAAAUCGUACUCGCCCCAGUUUUUUCCGCAUCACACGUCGAUCAGCGCGCGCUCUCUCGUUGCGCCGCCCUAUAUAUAAGCGCCCUGGUCAAACUAUAGGGAAAACACAGUUCGAAAUGCAAAAAGUGACAUUUUUAAGGAACAAACGCUUUCGAGCUUCAUAUCUGGACAAAAUUUGUCAACAAUAACAGUAAGUGAUCUUUUCUAUUCACAUAAGAAGUACGGUCGAGCUUUUGAAAAACUUUUAUUUGAUUUUGAAAGUUGAAAGAGCGAUCUGCCCACAGAUUGUGAUAUCCUAUAAAGCGAAAAUAACUAUUUUCCGGGAAUAUAUUUCAGUGGCAAGACUCUCUGCUUGGCAAGUUGAGUUUGUACUUAAUGGGUUGAUAUCCUGACAAUCAAAAUACACAAUUUAAAUCAGAUCAACACACGUAUCGAACUCUCAAACACUGAGACAUAUUGGUCGAGACUUGUUUUUUGCUAGUUUUUUCUCGUUGAAAAAAGUGAAUUAUGUUCUUACCUAAACAUUAUACAAUACGAAAUAUACUGGAAUGUCAAUUCUGAACAACUUCUGAGCUUUUCUGCCGCAAAAACGACACAAUUGGAGUAUAGAACAUCGUGUAGAACAACUUUUUUGUAUCUCUUUUUGACUUGUCAACACAAGUUUCGAACUUCACUCCUUCGAGUAUAAUUUUCCCUUUUCGCAGCGUUCGAGUAGUGUUUAUAGCCCCAUUUGUUGUUAAAAAUGUCCAGUCUAACCCAUUUUCUUGAAAUUAAAACGAAACAGCAAAUCACCUGGAUAGUUUCGUUAAAAUCGCUGUUUUUAUGUCAAAAAUUCGGAUUUCCCCAUCUAUUUCCUUAUAAAAAAAUUUCACCGUACUGGCUGGGAAGUUACGCAUGCGCAAUAUGGCCAAUCGUGCGUGUGACUUGUUUUGGCUUGAGUGAACUCUCUGCAUAUACUUCCUCUGUGGUGUAAAUUAAACAAGUCACAUAUUAUUAGCACUGACGAAGAUCCGGGCUUACCGAUCGAAAGCUUUGCAGUAAUAAAUUUACGUGGUGUUUCCACAAACAAAACUAUUAUAUGUUUUAUCGCCAUGCACACAUACAAAGAAAUUUAAAAUUGCUCUGAACUUCGCGAAGCGACUCUUUUUAUUAAUAUAGUGGGUACAAUUUUAAAAUUCUUUUUUACUUUCAAAACACUAAUAAAGUAUCAAUUUCCUUUGAAUUUUCUUCAUUUUCUUCUUCAUUUAUUGAUGUGUUUAGAAAUUGUGACUUGUUACGCAUUGUUACAUUGCUGUACAGAUUUUUGAAAUGCUGUUUGUGAUAAAUUGCACUGCCGGAACCUAAACUAAUCACAUUAGAGUAUCAUUUCAAUGACUGUAUAUUCACGUAUAUACCAAUAAUUUUUCGAGAAAGUUUUUCAUAGAACAUUAUUUUCAAAAAAGAUCUCAAGCAAUCAUUAUUUCUAUACUUUUAAAUAUAUGCUAGAUACUUUCUUACUUCCUGACUCGUAUAUAUUAUAAACUAAAAAACCCCGUAUAUAUUAUAAACUUUAGGCUACAUUUACACGCUGCAGUUUUUCCACUUCGCGAUUCGUAAUCAGGUGUAUGUGUUUGAUUAAUCACACGUAGAGUGGCUGCCUUUCAAAUUUUGUCAUAAACGACAAAAUGAGAGAAAUUGUGACAUCAGCAGUAAUUUUCACACGCCAGAAUACGAAUCCAUUACCAGAAAAUUCAGACAUGGUUGCCCUCACUUUUUGAAGGCGAGAAAUUCUAACUUUUUUACGUCUCUGCUAUUCAAAUUAUAAUAACUAUCACGGCAACAUAUUGACAUGUACAGUUAAUUUAUUCACAAAGUGAGGGCAACCAUAUCUGAAAUUUCUGGUAAUGCGGUAAAGGACAAUAUUCGUACCAUGUGAAAGCACACUAAGCUGCGCAGGCCGUUGUGCAUGGCGUUGUACAUUAUUACAGUGUAUUAUAAGCAGCAAAAGUUACAUUAAUUUCCGACGAAGGACCUUUGCUCGAAACGUCAAAUCUUUCUGUAUCGUUUAGGUAGUGAGUAGAACUCUUGCUGCUUGUUAAUGUUGUUAUCCGCUACCUACACUGGCAAAAUAUUGAAGUUUGUCGUACAUAUAUAAUUUGUGUAGACACAACAGCGCUUUAGUCCAUCUUCAGAUUAUAGCAUCUGCAUCAAUAGUCAGAAUAGUUUGUCUACAAAGUUGAGACCAGAAUAAGGAACAAAAUAAAAUAACGAGCGAGGAACGUUGCCGUUGGCAAGCUAAAUCUGUAUAUCAAUUUCGUUUUAAACAAAUAUAUAGUAAUGAUUGAACGUGUCCCAAAGGUUUUUUCGUUUUUCUCGUUUCCAUUCCAGCAUGUUUAUCCGAUAAGGAUGAAAACUGUAGAGCCUGGGCCUCAGAAGGGUAUUGUCGUCAUUCUAAUGUACACUAUAUGAUGCAAAAUUGUAAGAAGUCUUGUUGUUCUGGUAAUGUCACGGAUGGCAACCAACGAUGCCAAGAAUGGGCAAAUCGUCGUGAACCGUAAAAACAAAGACAUGAAAAUUUGUUUUUAGCACAAGCAUGCAGUUAUGAAGCCAUGACUAUAAGCGAGAUGAAAUUGCAUUAACCUGGCAACAAUUCAGAUAAUUUGUUACCUUAACUUAUUUUGUAAUUAAUGGCAGGCACGGCAAGGCAAAAUUUGAUGUACAGAAAAAGUUAGCCGACUUAGGCACGGCAUGUUUAUUCUAAAUAUUGUGGGACAUUUAACUUAUCUAUCGAAUUCAAAUGCGAGGAAAUACUUUUGAAAAGUGCGCAUUUAGUUAUCUAUGCUUUGUCCAGAUUUACACCUAUAUACGCACGGCACUAGACACAUUUUGCCCGUAUAAAGUGUAUCUUGCAUGACCAUGCAAAUUAAAGCAAAACAUUUAGCGAACUCAGUCUACGUUGCAAACUUCGAGAACAUUAGUUUCACAAGUGUCUAGUUAUUUGUUUAUCAAGUCAAAAUCUCGAAGGUUUUGAACGUUUAACGAUUUGCACAAGAUCGAAACUGGGUCACGCAGUUCCUGGUCCACUAUAGUACGAUCGUACUUGUUUACUUAUCCACCGUUUAAGCUAAACGCCUUUGAUACAACCGGCCCCUGAUAUUUAGCGUCUAUUUUCUGAUAAUUUACAUGAAAGUAGCUAGUGCAAAUUAACAAAAACAUAAGCAGAGCCUGAAAAGAAUCCUGCAUGAAUAUUCAACAUGACGGCAGACAUUAACAGUGUAUAAAUUCUUAUCUGAUGCUGCGUUUUUCUAAACUCUGAAUUGAAAAAUUCUAUGGCAAAUUUAACAGCUUAAAUACAAGGAGGGUAUAAACAAUGCUUGAGUGGAGUAGGUGACAGUGCAGGUGUUAUCCAAGCAUGCGAUUUUUUCAAUAUGAAAUUAGUGAGAAAAAAAAGCUCAACACCUGCUUGAAUUACAUUAUUUCAACUAUGCCUGAAUUGUGCUAAAUUUAAAGUUAUAUUCUUUCCACCUUUAUAGGACCUGCUAAAUGAAGGCUCCAAGAAUCGAAAAACUGUAUUCUAACUUUUAAACUUCUUAAUAAGAAAUAAAAGGAGAGCUUAAAAUCAACUUGUGUCGUUUCUUAUAGUUGAUACAUUCUUUCAGCGGCCGC
Molecule: messenger RNA, 8235 nt
Organism: Paramuricea clavata
Lineage: Eukaryota; Metazoa; Cnidaria; Anthozoa; Malacalcyonacea; Plexauridae
Source: the annotation of a GenBank genome assembly